CGGUGUCCUGGUGUACAGCUGUACUGGAGAACCCUCAGAAGGACCCGGGCUACCGACGCCGUUACUUGAUCAUUUUGCGCAUCGGUGCCGCUCCGCAGUCAAAUUACGCAUGGAAUGGUUUUGGGGGAAUUGGAGUAGAAAUGCAGCGCUGCCACACUUCCAGCCCACAACAAGAACCAUGGCCAUGUUACACUGCAAACAGAUCUAUGACAUCCUGUUUUGUCCCUUACUACUUUGAUAUGAGUGAAAGCUGCGACGAGGAGUGAAGAAAACACACAAACGCACGCGCUGACGGACACUGCGGGAGCCCGUGGAACCAAACCACCUCUGCAAUUUAGGAUCUUUUCUUUGAUGGAGCUGGAGAACAUAGUAGCCAACACUGUAUUGCUAAAAGCGAGAGAAGGUGGAGGAGGAAAGCGCAAAGGGAGGAGCAAAAAAUGGAAGGAGAUCCUUCGCUUUCCACACAUUAGCCAGUGUACUGAGCUGGGCAGCAGCAUCGAUAGGGACUAUGUCAGCAUCUGUGAAAAACAGCCUAUUGGACGGCUUCUGUUCCGUCUUUACUGUGAGACCAGACCCAACCUGCAGCGAUGCAUCCAGUUACUGGAUUCAAUGGAAGACUACGAGGUGACGCCUGAUGAAAAAAGAAAGAGCAGAGGGGACCAGAUUAUCAAGACUUUUCUCUCAAAACAAUCGCCUCUGCGUGUGGACAUAGCCGAAGCCUUUGCUGACCAGUGCAGGGAGAACCUCGAGCUGAGUCCGUGUAAGGAGAUCUUCAGCAACUGCCGCAAAGCCGUCCAUGACAACCUGAGCGGAGCGCCAUUCACCGACUACCAGAACAGCAUGUACUUUGACCGCUUUCUGCAGUGGAAGAUGCUGGAGAGGCAACCAAUCACUAAAGACACAUUCAGACAGUACCGGGUUCUGGGGAAGGGUGGAUUUGGAGAGGUGUGUGCGUGCCAGGUUAGAGCUACAGGGAAGAUGUACGCUUGCAAGAAGCUGGAGAAGAAGAGGAUUAAGAAGAGGAAAGGAGAGUCCAUGGCCCUCAAUGAGAAACAAAUUCUGGAAAAAGUCAACAGCAGAUUUGUUGUGAGCUUAGCGUAUGCGUAUGAGACCAAAGAUGCUCUGUGUCUGGUGCUGACCAUCAUGAAUGGUGGAGACCUGAAGUUUCACAUCUACAACAUGGGAACUCCAGGUUUCGAGAAGGACCGGGUUCAGUUUUAUGCGGCACAGAUCUGCUGUGGACUGGAGCACCUGCACUGGGAAUCCAUCGUGUACAGGGAUUUGAAACCAGAAAAUAUUCUACUGGAUGACAACGGACACAUCCGUAUUUCAGACCUGGGGCUGGCCAUCAAAGUUCCUGAAGGAGAGCUGAUCAGAGGCAGGGUGGGAACAGUAGGCUACAUGGCCCCGGAGGUGAUAAAUAAUGAGAAAUACGGGAUGAGUCCUGAUUGGUGGGGACUAGGCUGCCUCAUUUAUGAAAUGACCGCUGGGCGAUCACCCUUUCGUGCACGUAAGGAGAGAGUGAAGCGGGACGAGGUGGAGAGGAGGGUGCAAGAGGAAGAGGAGGAGUAUAACGACAAGUUUACAGAGGACACCAAGGCCAUCUGUAGAAUGCUACUGAUGAAAGACCCCAAGCAGAGGCUCGGGUGUCAAGCAAACAGAGCACCAGACGUGAAAUCCCACCCAUUCUUCAAAAACAUCAACUUCAAGAGGCUGGAGGCUGGAAUAGUGGAGCCGCCCUUUGUGCCUGAUCCUCGGGCAGUGUACUGUAAAGACGUGUUGGAUAUCGAGCAGUUCUCCACAGUCAAAGGAGUCAAUUUGGACCAAACUGACAAUGACUUCUACUCCAAAUUUGCCACAGGCAGCGUUUCCAUCCCAUGGCAGAAUGAGAUGAUAGAAACUGAGUGUUUCAGAGAUCUGAAUGUGUUUGGGCCUCAAGGGACGAGACCUCCUGAUCUGGACUGGAAUCAGCCACCAGAACCGCCUCGACGCAGCCUGCUGGACAGGAUCUUCAGGAGGCAUCACCCAGAGGUGUCUAUUUCCCACAGCCGUGUGCAGUCUUCCAGUGUAAACUCUGUGGACUCCAUGUCCAACUCUGCCCCCUAGUGGCACAGUGGCAGUGUGGGAGCCACACACAAAGGGAAUGAGCUCCGAGGGUUUUCCCUCUGCUGACUGGUUCACAGAUGGGCCUAAGCAGCAGCCGGUGACAGCCUAAUGGUCAGCCCGGGAGAGAGAAGGGGGUGGGGGGGUGACCGGGCUGUGAGAAGUCGUCUGAGCUGCAGAGACAGUUCGAAAUAUUCAGACAUACCUUACUUACUUACCCUCAGGAUUGUUGGACUACACAACAGAGCCACUGACGUUGAAACGGAAAAGGAUAAAAAACAAGCUAAUAUUCAGGGGAUCCACUGCAUAAUAAAGACCACCACAGGGAACAGAAGAUUGCGAUCUUAGUGAAUUGCUAUUCCCACAAAAGGAAGUUAUUUUUCCAUUUCUUUUUGGCUUGCAUCUUCUCAUCUCCUGCACUUUUCACCUCUUAAGUGUCACCGUCUGUACAACCCAAAUGCUCCCUUUUCCCAUACCUCAGAUACACUCCUGAACACAUCACCUCAACACAUAAUUUACAAUACCUCCCACCCACUCAGGCCAAAGAUUACAGUUCAGGUCUGUGUCACCUUAAUCUUUUUCUUUCUUUCUUUUGGGAAGUUUUGUUUUCAGCGCUGACAUUUGAAACCACACAGGAUCAAAAAGGCAGGAUCCAUUUUUCUACACAUUCUCUAAAUGUGAGCCUGCAACGUAUCGUACUGCUUAAAGCACAUAGUCACAGAUGCCGAGAAUUGUCUUUUUAUUGCAUGGAUAUGUGUAAGUAUGGAGAGCUAUGUCCUUAUGCUUCUGCAUCAUACCUCAUUCCACUGAUGACGACUCCUUCAGUUUACAGUGUCACUUUAUAUUUGAGAUUGUGGACUUUAAAAAAAAAAAAAUCAAAUUAAUAUGCUGUAUAGAAAUCUUUUUUUUUUCCCUGCACAAUCCCCGUGGAGUGGAGAGGAACACAUGCACUCAGCUGAUUUCCAUGUUGCACAAAAUAAACGUGAUGUUGUCUCUUCUUCACCAGAUGUCUUUUACCUCGGCUCAUUAUGGCACAUGAUGACAUUGAAGCUCACACGUGGCUGGUUUCCUCCCAUUAGGUCCAACUUUUCCUUUUAUGUUUCAAAGAUAUUGCUGCCUAGCCUAAAACAGGCUUUUCCACUUCUCUUACGAACACCUCACAAAUCUAAAGGGUCUUCCUUCUUCCAAACAUUCUUUGUGGAUGCAGGGUAUCUUAUCGGAAUGUUUAUUUUUGAAUUGGUGGUGUCGAAUCGUGCUGGAGGAGGAGCAGAAGAGAUGAGAGUCCUGCGUAGAAGUGGCCUUUUUUGCAGCAGCACAGCCGAUUAAAGGGGACGGAGAGUUCGCGCUCCGUGUCUAACAGUGCACUAUUUUCCUGUUAGAACGAGCAACAGUGGGUCCAGACAGUCAUUUAAACAUGCUUCCUAAUCCCACCCAAGCCAGUUUUUUUUCUUUGCAUACUCUUGAUAUGGGAAAAAAAAACCAUCACAUUCAUAACGAAGUGCCUCCUUGUUAGCGUGAUCUCCCAGACGUCGCCCACACAGACAUCAGCAUUUUCUUUAUUCUCUGACUGUCAUGCGCUGUUUGUCUCACUGGGGAACAAAUCAACACAAGUACACAAGACUGGAGCAGUCUGUUGGAUGUGAACUGAAAACUGAUGAUGUGGGGAGUAUGAGGGGAUGCUUUUGGGUUUUUUUUCCUUUAUAAUGUGAUGUACAUCAAAGUGCUGAGUGCAUGUGAAAGCCAAACCCACUGUGUCACUGAACGCCUAAUAAACUCUGUGCUAUAGUUUGACUAUUCCAAA
Molecule: messenger RNA, 3904 nt
Organism: Thalassophryne amazonica
Lineage: Eukaryota; Metazoa; Chordata; Actinopteri; Batrachoidiformes; Batrachoididae
Gene: grk5l
Product: G protein-coupled receptor kinase 5 like
Exons: 16
Coding region: 352-2106 (584 amino acids)
Biological process (GO): regulation of signal transduction; signal transduction; protein phosphorylation
Cellular component (GO): cytoplasm
Molecular function (GO): G protein-coupled receptor kinase activity; ATP binding
Source: RefSeq, a predicted model, not a curated record